This is a messenger RNA of Penicillium oxalicum, 171 nucleotides long. RefSeq lists its product as uncharacterized. The coding region runs from base 1 to 171 and encodes 56 amino acids. The transcript has a single exon. Lineage: Eukaryota; Fungi; Ascomycota; Eurotiomycetes; Eurotiales; Aspergillaceae. The record is from RefSeq and is a predicted model, not a curated record.
AUGGUAGGGAUCAUUGGUGGGCCAGACAAUCAAGGCAAUGCGAAGCAGAGUACUGAGUCUGCUCUUGUUGUAAUCUUCGAUCGGGAACGACCUCGGGGAAGGAUUAACUUUACCUCUUCUCACAUAUUGAUCUGCCUCGUCAUUGGAAGAGUGACCGACUUUGGUGGAUGA